AAAGCAUUCAAUACAUAUUCCAAAUACAAACCUAAACUCUCAAAAUAUAUGAUCACAAUCAUUGUUUUUACAUAAAACUUGUAUUAAUUUUUGAUGAUUUUAAAGUGUGUGAAUGCGUGUGUGAAUAUCAUCUUCAAUAUUAGCGACUAUCAGCAUCAUUCACAAUUAAAACAGUCAUAGAAGUUUAAAAAGCUUUCAAGCGCGCAUUCGAAUAUUGAAUUUCAUUGGAAUUUUUCAUUAGAUUUCUUUUGUAAGUGUUAGUGGCGAAGAGCGUAAAUUGAAGUUAAUUUAUUAAGCGAUAGGAGUUGUUCUGGUAAAAAUUUAAGAUCUGAAAAGUUCAAAAUGGUGUUUGGAUUCAGAACUUGUGGUCCAAAUGAAGCUCUCGUUGUUUCGGGAUGCUGCUAUGGCAAGCCCUUGUUAGUUACCGGAGGUCGAGCUUUUGUUUGGCCUGUUGUUCAACAAGUUCAGAGAAUCUCAUUGAACACAAUGACACUUCAGGUAGAAUCGAAAACCGUGUACACAAGUCAAGGUGUUCCAUUAUCAGUAACAGGUGUCGCUCAAAUAAAAAUUCCUGGACAAAACAAGGAAAUGUUGGAGACCGCUUGUGAGCAAUUUUUGGGAAAACCUGACAAGGAAAUUGAAAAUAUUGCAUUGGUGACUUUGGAGGGACAUCAACGAGCAAUUAUGGGAUCGAUGACCGUUGAAGAAAUUUAUAAAGAUCGCAAGAAGUUCUCCCAGCAGGUCUUCUCAGUUGCUUCAUCCGACUUGGUCAACAUGGGAAUCUCUGUUGUGUCGUACACAAUAAAAGAUAUUCGUGAUGAAGAAGGAUAUCUCAAAGCCUUGGGUAUGGCACGAACAGCUGAAGUAAAACGAGAUGCACGCAUUGGUGAAGCUGAAGCACGAGCUGAUGCCGAAAUCAAGAAAGCCAAAGCUGAAGAACAGCGAAUGGCUGCAAGACUUGCAAACGACAUUGAAAUUGCAAAGUCAAAACGAGACUUCGAACUUAAGAAAGCUGCUUAUGAUGUCGAAGUUCAAACGAAGAAUGCAGAAGCCGAAAUGGCCUACGAAUUGCAAGCUGCAAAGACAAAGCAACGCAUCAAGGAAGAACAAAUGCAAAUCAAAGUCGUUGAACGUACACAAGAAAUUCAAGUUCAAGAACAAGAACAAGUUCGUCGCGAAAGAGUUUUAGAAGCGAACGUACGUCGACCAGCAGAAGCAGAAAAAUAUCGUCUCGAAAAAUUAGCAGAAGCCAAUAAGAUGAAAGUUAUUUUGGAAGCUGAAGCAGAAAGUGAAUCAAUCAAGAUUCGUGGUGAAGCCGAAUCAUUUGCCAUUGAAGCUAAAGCUAAGGCUGAAGCUGAACAAAUGCAAAAAAAAGCAGAAGCUUAUAAGGAAUACGAAGAAGCAGCCAUGAUUGAGAUGCUUCUUGAGACGUUACCAAAGAUCGCAGCUGAAGUCGCCGCUCCACUGACACAAACCAAGAAGAUCACAAUGGUGUCAUCAGGCACUGGUGAGAUUGGCGCUGCCAAAUUGGCGGGUGAAGUUCUUUCAAUCGUUGGAUGCGUUCCUGAACUUGUCAAACAAUUGACAAACAUUGACAUUUCUAAGUCUAUCAAAGUCCGAUAGAAAAUGUGACCAUCAGUUAAAUGUGCAAUGAUGUGCCGAAACAUUAAAGACCGAGAAUGCCUUUAUAUCAGCCUUUAGAUUACAAUUUGUCAGAUACUUGCAAUAAUCAGGUGAAUGGAAAUAUUAAAAUUUAUUACUUAUUAGGAUAUUUGUUUUGGAAAAGAGAAUCUAUCAGUCUUCCUUAACUUACAAAACAACAUAAAUUAAAAGAUGUAAAUUUAUUUUUUGAGAAAAUAAAGAUGAAUAAAAGUAAUCUCAGGAUA
Molecule: messenger RNA, 1886 nt
Organism: Clunio marinus
Lineage: Eukaryota; Metazoa; Arthropoda; Insecta; Diptera; Chironomidae
Source: the annotation of a GenBank genome assembly